Messenger RNA from Moneuplotes crassus, 513 nucleotides. Lineage: Eukaryota; Ciliophora; Spirotrichea; Euplotida; Euplotidae. The record is from the annotation of a GenBank genome assembly.
AUUUGAUUAAAAUAUGGUAAAGCUAACCAAAACAGUCAAAAGACAGCUCAACUUCAUAAUAGAAGCUGUUGUUUUGGAGUACCAAGAAGAAAAGAACAGGAAGAAUGACAAAGAACUAGAUAGCUGUCUGUUCGAAGAUGAGACUAACAUCCCUUCUGUGAAACUAAUUCCUGUCAAGACAAAUGAUGACUUGUCCUUAUUUACCUUUAAAAGUAAGGAUUUUAGGGAAGAACCUUGUUUAUUUGGCACAACCAGUUCAGAUAUUCCUCUUAUUGACCUCAUGCGGCGGAUGAAGGCAUCAGAGAAGCAUGAUAUUGUGAUUAGGAAAGUGAUGAUGCUCUUUGCUAAAGAGCACCCAGGUGCUUCUUCCAAGGUCAUCAGGACCCAAUCUAACUUGGCAAUCCUCAAUUACGCACGUAGAUGGUUAGAAGCCCAGAAGUUGGAGACUACUGACGUAUAGUCUUUGCUUGGAUAAGUCACAAAAAAUCUGACUAAAUUCAACAAAAAUGCAUC